AUGGGUGUGGGAGAAGGCUCCGUGGUUGAGGUGAAGAUUGAGACAGGUCCUGAAAGGUUAGCCAGAGUCAUUAGGCAGGGAAAACGGACAAGGAGGCUCAUUCUUUUGAAUAUGCUCAAUGCUGACAAUGCUUUUGAGGGUGGAUUGGAUUUGGGGGCGGGAUGUAGGGUGCGGGAUGGGAAAGAAACUGGUGAGAGGAAUUGUGUUCCGUCAACAAAGUUGAUGAUGAAGCAGAAGCCCUGGCUUCCAGCCUCAAGCCACCACAUCUCUGCACCGGGAAGGAAGGAGGGCCCUGGAGGCAGGAGGCGGCUGUGCUGGCUCGCCGCGCAGCACGGCGCGGAACCCGACGGCGGGUCUGGCCGCUGUGCCUCCUUGGCCGCGACCGCCCUUGCACGGGUCCGCGCGGGGAGCUGGGCCGAGACCGGCCGCAGCCCCCGACGCACGGACUUCCUGCCCGGCGUCUCCCCCCGACUUGUCCCUAGAGGCUCGGGGGCGGCGAGUGCCGUGGACCUAGCGGUGGGGUGCGGGCGCCGGGGAGCCGGGGGCUCCUCUAGCGCCGGCAAGGACGUCACUUUGAGCGAAAGACAAUGUCAAGUGCAAGUGAAGAAAAAAAGGAGAGGAGUACGAAGGUCGGGGGUGAGAAAACCUGAUUUUCUGUUUACUGAACCGCCUCCCAUUGCUCCAGAAUUUAACCCCGAAGGAGCUUCGAGGCACCGCCCGCACCGUAAAUCCCUGGGACUCGCACCCCGCAGACCGGCGUCCCGUGCCGCCUCUCAGACGGGCGCCCCGAGGCUGGCGCUGGCCCGUCUUUCCCUCCGGGCCCGCCUGAGGUUCCCGGCCGAGCCCGACCUUGGCCGUUCUUCCGGCUGCGCCCAGGAGAGGCCUGGAGGCCUGGGCCCGGCGCCGCUUCGGGCAGCAGGGCUCCGGGUUGGCCGGGGACGCAGCCCGGGCGCGAGUGCGCGAACGGAGCCGCGCCACUCCCGCCGCCGGGCGCAGGUGCGGGCCGCUCACCCCGGGGCCGAAGGCGGGCCGGGCCCCCGGUUACCCGGGAAAGGUCUAUUUUCGGGCCUCCCUCCCCCGCCCAGCGUGCGCCCUCCCCUCCUCCCCUCGGGUACAGUUUGUCUUUUUCGUUUUCUUUCCUCGACGCUUCUCGGUUCCUCCAUCCCUUUGCGGCACGCGCCCACCACCAACGCCGCGGGCGAAUUGGAGGGCUCUAUGUGCCUGCCCCGGGGGUGUCGCCGCGGGCCCCGGGGCCGUCUCCCCUACGGGCCGGGGACCGAGGGGGGGGGGCCGCCUUGCCGCCAGGAGCAGCGCGGGCGGGAGAUGCGCGGAACGUCCAGGACGGGGAGGGGGCCGCGCCAGCGCCCGGGCCCUGCGUCCCUCCCCAUCUGUCGGACCAAAGCUGCUGAAGCUGCAGAAUUGCGCUGGCGCCCGUCCACCGGCUGCAAACAAAACCAAACAAAACGCGGCGAAAGGAAAAGCGAAAUGGCGCUGCUGAAAAUGGAGCCUCGGCCUCUAGGACGUCUUUCUUUCCUCUGUCUCUUACUUCGUCUACUUCGUGUUUCUAGUCCUUCAACGCCCCUCUUCUCGGCUCUCCUCCCUGUAAUCUCUACCCCAUCGCCCCUUUGCUUUUCUGAUUAACAACCUCCUUUCCCCGCUUUUCCUUCUUUCCUUUCCCCUCUCGGUUCCUCCUUCUCCAUUUUGUGUCACAGGCUCUUCUCUUCUCAGUUCCCUUUCUGGGCUCGCGCUCCCCCGCCCGUCUCACUUGAUGUUUUCUGCGUGUCGGGGAGCGGGGGUGGUAGGGACGGUGAGGCUAGGUAGUGAGUGGGUUUGGUAGAGACAGGUUUUAUUUAGAACCCAAACAGCUCCUUUAAUUAGCCGUGCGCUCGCCCUGCGCCCUCGUUCCCCGCGGCUCUGCGCCCGGACUCGCGCGGCGCCGUCCCACCAGCCAGGCGUCACCGCCCAGGAGGCGGCUCAGGGCUUAACGCAGAAGUGAAUACCUUUUUAUAUAUUUUAAGCUUAGAAUAUCGUUUUUGCAGUGAUCGUGAGCGUGGCAUACUUCGGAUAGGUGGAUCUCAUUUUCCCAAGGGACUUCCAAAGACCAUUUUAAGAGAAGCGUGCAGAGAAGACAGCAAUAUUUAUCACUUUUUCUUGUUUUCUUUUGAGCAGAGGGAACCCCAAGCACUAAGAUACUUAUGUUUUUAAGGCCAGACUUUUUUGAAAAUGACUUUUUCUUUUACACUCAUAGUUGACUUUGAUCCUUUAAAAAAAAGAGGGUGAACUCUUUCAAAAGAGACCGAUGCUUUUGAAUACAUAACACCCCCCAAUUGUGGUUCUCGGAUAGUUUCUCUAGACGCAUUAUGAUUUUGAGGUUCAAGGUCUCUAAGCGCUCUUCAGUGAAACAGUGGGAAAUAUGUUGCUACGUUAAAAGAGCAGAAGGUGAUAUUUCCUGAUUGUGUUCUAUCUUAGUAGUAGAGAGUGUCGGGGUUUGUUUUUGCUUUUUUUGGGGGGGGGGCUAAGGGGGAAUUGGGCAGAAUUUGCCUUGGUUCUGUUAAAGAACCAGCUGAUAGAAGCUAUUUCAAGUGAAGAGCUUCAGUCAAUACGAAUCUUAAAGCAGUGACAUCAUUUUCUGACCUGAGUUCGUCUUUUAGUCAUGGUAGAAAGGUUAGUCUCCGUACAAUAUUUGAAAAUAAACUGAUUUUGCUUCCCAGUAUAUUUAGUACCAACUACACUUCACUUUAUUCCCAAAUCUUCUGGCCAGUUUCACCUCCUCUAGAGGUCUGUCAGAACCAUAUCCUCCAGAAGAAAAUACAAGUGCUCCUCCCGUAUGUGAUUCUAAUGCUCUUGGAAUUAUUUGAAAAGAUGUCAAACUUUUACAAGGAGAAUCUUUUAAAAAAUGUCUCAGGUUUUAAUCCAGGCUCCUGCUGCUUUGUUAUGCUUUUCUCCUGGUAGAUGAACAAAUAAAAUGAGUCUUACUGGAAGGGUAGGUAGAUUUUCUUUUUUCCAGACAAGAUUUCUAAAAAUAGGCAAAGUUAGAAAGUUAUUAUUACCCUUCAUUUUAAUUGGAAUGAUUCAGUACUUAAUACCAAGUUAAUACUAUUAAGAUGUUAUUUCCUGCUCAAAGGAGAUAAAUUAAGUCACAACUCAGUUUAUUUUAGAUGGACAACUUUGUAUAUAAGCAAGUGGGGCUAGAAAAAAGUAUCAUAUAUUUAGAUAUCUAGAUAUAUAGUACUAGUAAUGUUCAAAGCCCAUCGAGGCAGUGUAUUGGGGAGAAGGGUAUAAAUCAGACAUGGUAUCUGAUGUUGAAGAGUUUACAGUUUGUAAGGAGGGAUUAAUUCCUUCUUUAUUUUUUCUCAUUUAAAAACAAACAUUCAUAUGGACAAAAAUAAAAUUAGAUCCCUACCUUACUCUACACACAAAUUAAAUUUCAGAUAGACCAAAAACCUAAAUAAGAAAAACAAAACUUUAAAAAUAUUGGAAGGAAAUACAGGAGAAUAUCCUUAUGACCUUGGUGUAGGGAAGGAUUUCUUAAAACAUUAAAAUGCACAAUCCAUAGAGGAAAGGAUAAAUUGAAUUAUGUUAAAAUAAAUCAUAUAUAUAUGACAAAAGACAUCAUAAAAGGACAAAUGGAGACAAUAUUUCCAAGACAUGAACUUGACAAAGGAUUAAUAUUCAGAAUGUGUGAAUAGCAUAUAAAGAAUUUAAUAAUUUACACAUGAAUAAUCAUGUAAGUAAAGGAUACGGAUAUACACAUGUGAAGUAAAAGUAUAGUGCUAUUACCAGGAAGGAUACAUAUUGACUUCAAAAGUGAUUUCCUUUUGGAGAAAAGGAAGGAGGGGAAUAGGAAGGAAUCCAAAGGGGGUAUCAAUUCUUUAUAAAAAGAUCAGAGCCACCUAUGGCAGGAUGUUAACCUUUUUGUUGUUUGUACUUUAUCAUAAGAUUAUUAUAAUUGGACUUCCCUGGUGGUGCAGCGGUUAAGAAUCCGCCUGCCAAUGCAGGGGACACGGGUUUGAGCCCUGGUCCGGGAAGAUCCCACAUGCCGCGUAGCA
Aethalodelphis obliquidens (Pacific white-sided dolphin) is the source of this 4049-nucleotide messenger RNA. RefSeq lists its product as uncharacterized. The transcript is spliced from 5 exons. The record is from RefSeq and is a predicted model, not a curated record. The coding region runs from base 1 to 1641 and encodes 546 amino acids. Lineage: Eukaryota; Metazoa; Chordata; Mammalia; Artiodactyla; Delphinidae.